CUCGUCACACAUCAACUCCAAUUAUCAAUAGCCACCGCCACAGCCACCGCCUCCCCCCUCUCUUCUACUCUGUUUUUGUUACUUUUCAUCAAAUUCUCUUUCUCAUCGAACUAUUCAUCUCAAAUUAUGACUUCCACCUUCGAUUGCUGCAGCACCCUCGCCGGAAAACUCCAUCCUGGACCCAUCAAUCCCCUUCAUGUCCGAGAAUUUCGUGUUUUUCGACGCCGGAGACUCAAACAUUACCGCCAUGGCCACCAUCGCACCGACUUCACCAUCCGAAGCCAGUCCAACCCCUUCGAAAGCCUUUUCCAUAACUUGGUUUCCCAAGUUACCACCGUCAAUUCCUUGGAGCUAAUAGCUCCAGCGCUCGGAUUCUCUUCUGGCGUUGCACUUUACCUGUCCAAUGUCGUCUCUUCCAAAAAUUCCGCACUUUCGGAUAUUGGCGAAUGGAUUUUUUUGUGCAGCCCCACGCCGUUCAAUAGAUUCGUGUUUCUUCGCUGUCCUUCUAUAGCUUUCCCUGGAAGCGACACAAACCUUGUGGAGGAUGUGAGCGAGAGAUUAGUGAAGGAGGGCAGGCACUUUGUGAGGCUCAACAGUGGGAGAAUGAAAGCCACUACUGGUGAGGAUGAAAAGGAAGACAAAUUGACGUACCAAAGAUUGUGUAUAAGCACCGAAGAUGGUGGGGUAAUUUCAUUGGACUGGCCGUCUCAUUUGAACUUGAGGGAAGAACAUGGUUUGGACACUACGUUAUUGUUAGUGCCCGGAACCCCAGAAGGGAGCAUGGAUAGGAAUGUGCGGUUGUCUGUGAUUGAGGCUCUUGGGCGAGGCCUUUUUCCCAUAGUCAUGAAUCCUAGAGGCUGUGCUGGUUCACCUCUUACCACUGCACGGUUGUUUUCAGCUGCUGACAGCGAUGAUAUCUACACAGCCGUUCAGUUUGUUAGUAAGGCAAGGCCUUGGACGGCAUUGAUGGCCAUUGGCUGGGGAUAUGGUGCAAACAUGUUAACCAAGUACCUGGCAGAAGUUGGUGAGAGAACACCACUUACCGCUGCAGCAUGCAUUGACAAUCCCUUUGACUUGGAGGAGGCCACCCAGACCCCUCCAUAUCACAUGGCCAUUGAUCAUGAUCUCACUGGUGGACUGAUUAAUAUUCUGAGAUCAAAUAAGGAACUUUUUCAAGGGAAAGCAAAAGGCUUUGAUAUUGAAAAAGCUCUGGAAGCCAAAUCUGUGCGUGAUUUUGAAAAAUUAAUAUCUAGUGUUUCUCAUGGAUUUAAUUCUAUUGAAGAUUUCUACUCAAAGUCAAGCACAGGAAGUGUGGUUGGGAAUGUGAAAAUCCCCGUACUCUAUAUCCAGAAUGACAAUGGAUCAGCUCCAGUGUUCUCAAUUCCACGCAGUUUAAUUGUAGAAAAUCCAUUUACAAGUCUUCUUCUGUGUUCUUAUUCGCCCUCUAGUAUUAUAUCUAGCAUGAAACCUGUUCUAUCUUGGUGCCAGCAGUUAUCAAUUGAGUGGCUUACAGCGGUAGAGCUUGGACUAUUGAAAGGUCGACACCCUCUUCUCAAGGAUGUUGAUAUUACCGUCAACUCUACCAAAGGCUUAGCCCUUGUGGAAGGCAAAGCAGUCGAAGAAAGAGGAAAAGUCAUCAGACAACUAGGUUAUAACUGGUCAGAUGCUUCAAGUGGGUACCAAUCAACAAGGUUUAUCAAGAAGAAACUUGAAGAGAGUCACAGUAGUUUCCAUACCGACCUAAUAUCUCAAAGUAACUCGCAGAGCAAAUCACAACUUGAGGAUAAAGGAUCUCUAGAAAUUGAAGUUGGGGUUUUGAACCAAACCAGCUCUAUUAGUGAAGACAUGGGGGAAAAGCAUGAAGUUCGUUCUGAAAAUACUGAAAAAGGUCAAGUGUUACGGACAGCUGAAGUGGUUAUGAACAUUCUUGAUAUGACUAACCCUGGCACUCUGACAGAGGAAGAGAAGAAAAAGGUCUUGAAUGCUGUGGGUAAAGGAGAGACAUUGAUGAAAGCUCUGCAAGAUGCUGUUCCGGAAGAAGUUCGUGGAAAGCUUACAACUGCUCUAGCUGGGAUAUUGCAUGCGCAAGGAUCAAACUUAAAGGUUAAUGAUCUAAUUCGUAGUUCUAAAAUAUCUAAUGCCACAUUAGAAUUAGAGAGAAAGACUGACGAGAAGGUCAGACAUGCGGCAGAUGCUGAAGGUUCCUCACAAAUUUCUGCCCCUUCGCACGAGAUGGGAGAUGUUAAUGAUGUUUUAGAUGGUUCUGAUAGCUAUCAACCUACAAAGGACAAAUUUGUUGAGGAACUAGAAUCUGAGCCUCCUUCCUCUGCUAAACUCCUUGACCAAAAUGGUUCUCAAGCACUUGGCAUUCAUGAUGAUGAUACUAUCAGUUCUAUAGGGAAGGAGACAAGUGGCUCUGGUAGUACUGAGUCAGAUGAUGAAUUUUCUAGGGAAAAUACUUCUCAGUAUCUUGUUGAUGAUGAGAAAGAACUGGGUUUGAAGUCUGAACUUUCGAGCAAGGACGAACAGGUAAGUAACCACAAAGUAACCAUUGGCGAUAAUCACAAAAACCGGGGUGGAGAAAUUGGUCAAUCAGAUAAGGAGGAAGAGAAUAAACCCAAGAAAAAUGAAGAGAAAGCUGUAGAUCCUUCAAGUGAUGAUAAGGCUGUUUCCUCUUUGACAAUAGAGGAAGCACUUUCAUCACCAAGGUCUACUUCAGAGGCCGAGGCAAUACGUGUAGAACACAAAUACAACAAUGAUCAGAAGGAUAAUAAUAAUAUACCACCUGUUGUAGAACCUACUAAACCUGUCAUUUCUGAACCUAAUGAUAACAACUUUAGCGUUUCUCAGGCUUUGGAUGCUUUGGACGGGAUUGAUGAUUCCACUCAGGUAGCAGUUAAUAGUGUGUUUAAUGUAAUUGAAAAUAUAAUCUCACAGUUAGAGGGUUCAGAAAAUGAAGGUGAGGGCAAGAAGACUGAUUUCUUAGUUGACAAUCAUUGCUCAGGUAAUAAUGAUGAAACAUCAUCGGUGAAGAUAGAAAGUGGUUGUCAUAAUAUUAAUAUACCAGAGAGGAGAGGAGAUACAGAGCAUAAUGUUAGAAGUGGACAGGAAGAGGAGGAGUUCACUUCAGACCUGGUUCCAAUUAAUAGAAGCUAUUUGAUUAAAUCUCAGUCAGCCCAAGCAGGCCAGGAUGGUAAUAACAAGGACAAACUCCUCGAUGAUUUGGAUGGCAAUGUGGACAUGACUUCAACUGCGUAUUUAGGUUCUGUUCACGAUAACUUUCUCUUGAACUACGUUACCUCAAAUAUGCCUACUGAAUCACUUGAUAAGGAUACAACUACAGCUUUGUUGCUUGAUUAUAUUCCAGAAGAAGGCCAGUGGGGAUUUUUUGAACAACAGGGAAAUGAAAAUGGUGCUAUUUCAGCAUCCCAAAGAGUUCAUGGACAAGUGAAUGCCUAUGCACAUGCAAAAGUGAAGAAUACCGAUGAUGUUAUUGAGCCACUUUAUGUGAUCUUGGACAUCGAAAAUCAGCCAGAGCCAGUUGGGGAGUAUCAAACCACGAUAAACGGAAAGGAAGAGUUUGAAUCUAAUGGUGGAAUAAAGGAUUUCAAAUACUUUGUUAGAAGUAUUAUACAGGAUAGUUUGCAGAUUGAAGUUGGAUGUAGAUUUAGUGCAGUUAACAAAGACUUUAAACUGGGUGUUGACAGAGACAUCGAACAUGUUGCAAAUUUGUUGUCAGUGGCUGUUGGAUACGGUUGUGGGUGUAGCCAAUGUUUAGGUAGUCAAAGUGACAGCAUUGAUUCCAGUGCAGAGAAAACGGGCACCCUUUGUGGCGAGCAGAUUAUUAGAUCAAUUUCAUCUUCUGUUCAGGAAACUGUUUAUUUGAAAAAAAUUCUUCCUCUAGGUGUCAUUAUUGGCUCUAGCUUGGCAGCUUUAAGAAGACAUUUCCAUGUGACUACACUGCGUGAUGAUAACCAGGGCCAAUGCUUGUUCAUCGAUCAAGAUAAAAAAUCUGGUGAAAGAAACCACGGUGAAGCUAAUAAUGGGAGAGAGCCCUCUCAAAAUGUUACACUGACCGAUACAGUGUGUGAGGAAGGAGGAUGUUCUAAAAUGAGAAAUUUAGAUGAAGAUACUGUUGUGGUAGGCGCUGUCACAGCUGCUCUUGGGGCAUCUGCACUACUAGUACAUCAGCAGAGUUUAUGUGAAACGAACGGAACUACUGAAAGCUCAUUGAAGUGCAAGGAGAAUGAUAAUCUUCAGAAAGAGCCAGAAAGAAAUGAGGAGCAGAUAAUAUCUGAUAAGAAUCAUAACAUUGUCAGUUCUUUUGCUGAGAAGGCAAUGUCAGUUGCUAGUCCGGUGGUGCCAAAGAAGGAAGAUGGUGAAGUGGAUGAAGAAAGGCUAGUCUCUAUGUUAGCUGAAUUAGGAGAGAAGGGUGGCAUAUUGAAGCUAAUAGGUAGAAUGGCUUUACUCUGGGGUGGUAUACGUACUGCAAUGAGUGUGACUGAAAAACUUAUCUCAAUUCUUCGAAUAGCGGAACGCCCUUUGUUUCAGAGGUAAGGAUGGAUGUUCUUUUGUACGGGUAGCCUCCUUAUGUCUCCUUUAAUUAUUCUUUUUCAUAUAUCAAGCUAUUAAAAAUAAAAAGUUAGUAGAGAGAUAUAUCACAAUGUACUAUUUACGUGGAAUUCUUAAAAAUUUGAUUUAUUAUCUUCUUGUACUGAAGGAUCAUUAUCUUCCAUUGGAAUUUGAAUGAACAUGUUAGAUAACAUAAUAUCAAUUUUGACUCAACACAUUUAUUUAGUCUAUCAUUUAUUAUUUACCAUAAAAUGGUGAAUUGAAUGCUGCAAAUCUUUAUUAUAUGUACUAGAAAGGGUAUUUAUUUAUUCAUCAUAUUAGAGCAUGGAUACUCGAGAGAAAAGAUUGUGAGGAAAGUUGUUUUGAAGUAAAAGCACCAUAACAACUUACUAUAUUUUUUUUGAAACGGAAACAAACUUUUUUAUUAAUGUAAAUCUCAAAGUACAAGAGAAUUAUAAAAUGAGGAAAAUAGAGAAGCCAAAAAGAGGGGAAGGGGGACCAAGGGAAAACCAAAGACCAAAAGAAAAUCCAAGUACAGCAAUUACAACAGUGCGAAGCAGCCAAACAUGUAAGAAAUAGAACUCAAGAAAAAACAAUACAAGAAAUGAACCGAAAACAACAGACUGGCAGAACUAGGGAAUGAGGAAGAUGAAGGAGGAACAACAGCUGAUUAAUCAUCAAACUUGGAGAAAGACAGCCCGGUUUAAACGAUAGAACUUGAAAGGAGUGAUCUUUAGAAUCCAGACAAAACGCACCAGCAAGACCUUCUUCUAACCCACAUGGUAAGCAAGAAACCGUCGAGAAAAAACCUACCGAUUCCACGAAGAACCAGCCAAUGACCUAAAUUGCUCAGUCCAGAACAAUGCCACAAUCUUCGACUAUGGACACCAAGUCCUUCGGAAAAGCUAAGGAUUUUAGGGGGAGGAUCAAGGGGCAUUGACUAGCAGCGCACAAUCAGCCUCAAAGAGUGCGUUAAAAUUCAUCCCUACAAUCUCCACAACAGCCUUGUGAUUAGAAGGGCACCUCAAGUCUGUUGACUCUUCCCAACUAACACAGAAGGAAGAGUCUAUCUCUAAAUCUGCUCGCUUCUUGGUGGAAACCACAUCUCUAGUGCUCCUGCCAAACGGAAAUCUUUCAUGUGCCCAACGAGUUAUAUUAAAAACCCCAGCAACACACCAAGUCGCUGCCGCACAAACAUCUAAGGAAGACAAUUUUGGCCAAACCAAUUUUCUCUCUGUAUCCACAAGGGCCAUAGGCAUUUGUAAUCCAACAUACCUUUUUACACAAGGAGAGGCAUUUGAUAGAUAGAGAGAACCUUCUUUUAAUAACUUCAGUAACCAAGAUCUUGCUACAAUCUCACAUGUUAAGGAUUCCUCCGGAUGACCUGACCGAUGCCACAAAUUCCCAGCCAAUAUCCUUGGAGCUCCACAGUGAUUUAAUGAAAACUGAAUUCAAACUUUCUUUCUUAGAUUCUUGAAUCAUGAUCAUGUCUGGAUUACAGUUUCUGAUGAACUUUUGAGUGCUGCACGUUUAGAGAAAUCAUUUAAGCCCCUAGUGUUCCAUGAGACAAUCUUCAUUAUGGCUAAGAGAAGGAUCAGGAUGGUUGCAGUUUUAAAUUAGGCCAGAAUAAUUCCACAUUCACUGACUGUUGACAUCAACUCUUUAGGCACAUCUGGUGGAAAAUUAUCUGGGAGAAAACCCUCCUCAUUAAACAAAACAUUUAAGUCCCUCCCUUCAAUUUCUGAAUCUGAUUUAGGGUCAAACUCACUAAGAUCAACUAAUUCUUCACUACUAACAUUGAUAGGAGAGAAAUUUUCGGGCUGUUCUUUAGGACUUAAGUCAGCUUUGCAUGCAGAGCCUUGCUGACAAGUUUUUGCAAUGGAGGUGGAGGAUUUUGAAGUGUUGAGACACUUUGAAGGAGAAGUGCUAUUUACUGAAUUGGAAAAAUGCUCAGGGACUUGGAUUUUAGAGCUGUAAACUUCCAAAAGAUCUAGGUUAUUGACAGAAACUGAAUGUUUGAUGGUAUUAUUCCGAAAAGAGUCCAAAGGGGAAAUUUUAAGGUCACAAAUCCCAUUUAAUUCAGAUUUUAUUAGGGCAGUCCACACGUUGUUGAAGGAGGUUUGCUUGCGGAUAUAGUGUUCAAGAAUUUUUGGAGUAAGAGAGGACUUACUACCUUUUUCACACUUGGGAUGGUUGAAAAUACCCACUUCUAAUGAAAGAUAGCCCCCUGUUCUAGCAUAAAGAAAAGAAUCAGAAACUGAAACAUUUUGCAAUGGUUUUUGCAAUAAAUCUGCUGAGCUGUCCUCCAAAAUGCUUGGGCAAAAAACACAUUUCCAAGAUAGUGAAAAGAAAAGAAAAAACAACAAUAGAAAAUACAGCAAAACAAGGAUCAACAAUGAAGGUAAAUAAACAUUGAAGGUCAAAGAACUAUCUUACAAUUGCACCUAACAGAUGAUGAGAGCUAUGAAAUGAAUGCUGAAGCAAUGAAUAAAACUUUAACCACUAAAGCCUACUUCAAACCCACAACCAUUUGAACUGAAGCCCUAAAAUUAUCAGACAAAUGAAACCCACUCUUUAGAUACGAAGAGUCAAGCCAACCCAAACAACUCGAAAA
Molecule: messenger RNA, 7186 nt
Organism: Cucumis sativus (cucumber)
Lineage: Eukaryota; Viridiplantae; Streptophyta; Magnoliopsida; Cucurbitales; Cucurbitaceae
Exons: 9
Coding region: 127-4557 (1476 amino acids)
Biological process (GO): CAAX-box protein processing
Cellular component (GO): membrane
Molecular function (GO): metalloendopeptidase activity; monoacylglycerol lipase activity; short-chain carboxylesterase activity
Source: RefSeq, a predicted model, not a curated record